AUGCUCGCUCAUGUUGUUUGUUCUGUAUUAUUUCUCUCCUCAUCAGUUCUUGCAUAUCCGACGAAAUGCCCAUCCGAUACCGUACGGCACUUCCAGCACCCCAUUUGCCUCGGACCGCCGCAAGUCUACAUUGUCGCAGCCAGCGAAGGGAAGGGAUUGGGAGUUUUUGCCACUCAUGACAUGGAGAUAGGCGACACUGUCAUGCGCGAGACACCUAUCUUCAAAAUUCGUUUACCAAAGCUCGCGAAAGGAAGCCCAUAUCCCAUGACAGCAGUGGCAAGGCUACUUCAUAAGCAAUUCGACGCACUCUCGCUUGAGGCACAAGAAGAGGUUCUUUCGCUAACACAUGAGUCGAAUGCCGUGGACGAGAAAAACACGGACGCUUUGGGUACCAUCUUUCGCAACAAUGCGUACAACACCGGCGAUCAAGUCGGCCUGUUUCCCAAGAUCGCUCGCAUCAACCAUUCGUGCCGACCAAAUGCGAGCUACUAUUGGAGCGAAAAGCUCAAUAAGCGCAUCGUGUAUGCGACACGCAAGAUCAAAGCAGGAGAAGAAUUCUUCGUGUCUUACAUCUCACUGUUGCUCAGUCAGGAACAUCGCCAAGAGCAGCUUGAUCGGUAUGGAUUCAAGUGCCACUGCGAAGCAUGUGCACAAGGUCGAGCGGCCCGAGAAGCGAGCGAUAAUCGUCGAACUACCAUCAAGAACGCUUUCGCAAAGUUUGAGCCUCAGCUCGUUCUUGCGACCCCACAGUCUAAGGCUGGGAAGCGCCAGGCGCGGAAAGAUGCUGAGAUAAGUAUCCAGCUUGCCCAGCUGGUACAAGAAGAAGGACUCGCCGAUUACUACGCCAAAGCCUACAGGAUCGCAGCCAUAAGCCAUGCUAGAGCGGAAGAUUGGGCAACCGCAGCCAAGUGGGCAAAUAGAGGAUAUGAAAUACGUUAUAUGGAGGAUCCAGAGUCACCGAGCACAUCGGAGCUUCACCACCUCACUAGCACUUUCAUCUCGAACUGGGAGGCAGACUUGCGGCAUCGUGCCUCGACUUGA
Messenger RNA from Alternaria atra, 1041 nucleotides. RefSeq lists its product as uncharacterized. The coding region runs from base 1 to 1041 and encodes 346 amino acids. The record is from RefSeq and is a predicted model, not a curated record. The transcript has a single exon. NCBI's taxonomy places the organism in Eukaryota, Fungi, Ascomycota, Dothideomycetes, Pleosporales, Pleosporaceae. Gene Ontology annotation, molecular function: protein binding.